AGGGCUUGUUUCACGACGCGGUGUUAUUGUGGACGGACGCACAGCUCCCGGUUACUCUCAGGGAACACUCUAGAACUCAUGUACGAAAGGAAACGCUUGUAACUUCGUUUCGGGUAAACAUGGUUGACUGGAAUCCCAUAGCGAAGGUGUACGACCCGCUCAAAGCUGGCAGCAUCGACGGGACGGACCUGGAGCCGCAUGACCGGGCGGUGUGGAGGGCUAUGAGUGCCCGAUACAAGCCCAACAAGGGAGUCGUCGGAGAUCCGCUUCUCAUUGUUUUCGUGUCUCGUCUGAACCCCGAGACCACCGAGGAGAAGCUGCACGAGGUCUUCUCCAAGUACGGUGACAUCCAGCGGCUCCGGCUGGUCCGGGACAUCGUCACGGGCUUCUCUAAGAGAUACGCCUUCAUCGAGUACAAGGAGGAGCGCUCUGUACUCCGGGCCCGCCGGGACGCCAACAAACUGGUGGUGGACCAGUACGAACUGUUCGUGGACUUCGAACAGGAGAGGACCCUCAAGGGCUGGGUCCCGCGGCGGCUCGGCGGCGGCCAGGGAGGGAAGAAGGAGUCCGGCCAGCUGCGGUUCGGGGGCAGGGACAGGCCCUUCCGUAAACCCAUCAACCUCGCCGUGGGUCUGGGGCAGGAAUGGGGUGGUGGAGGCAGGGAGUGGGAGAGACAUGGGGCCAGAGACAGGGAGGACCGGGACCGACACAGGGAGGGCGACUGGGGCGGCAGAGGGAGGAGAGAUGACCGGGACAGAGGCAGAGAGAGGGACGACCGCAGGUACCGGGACAGGAGCAGGCACCGGGACAGGAGGUGAAACCGUGACUCCCACCUUGAUGGCAGUAAAACCAAACGCAGAAGAAGACUCUCCCCUGGUUCAUGUGCAGCCUGUGACAGAUGUUCAGCCCAGCUGCUGCAGCUCCUCGAAUGUGAAGCCAAGAAGGAAGCGUAGGAAAGUUGUACUGAUGAGGUUUGCACAGGUUGGGACACGUAUGGCAGGUUAACAGUUUAACUUCUCUGUGUCAUACAGACUUUAAACCGAUGAGGACAUUUGAAGGGCAUCAUAUGUGGUAGAACCCACUGAUGAGGAUUUUGUGCUACACUUGUUCUAUGCUCAAGAGAUUGUUACUUUAGUUUAAGUUACUAAAAAUGUCCUAUUGUUCUAUUUUUCAUUUUUGGCAUUUCACUUUUUGUAAUCUUUUGCUAUUUCUUGCACCAGCAAUGUUGUUUAUUAAUGGGGAAACUGCAUUAGUUACAAUUAAGGUUGGAUUUUUGUUCUUAGCCAAUGGAGGUGGUUGUUUAUCGGACAUGUUCCAAACAGCUCAUUUGAAAACGAAAACAACAACACGUAUAGCUAUAAAAUACAAGAACUCAUGUCUAGACCAUAGACUGAUUAAAAAGAUGGAUUGCCCCCUGGUGGCUGGCUGGACAAGGAAAAAACAGCAUCCAUAUGUGGAACAUUUUACCUUUAUUUUUUUGUAUAACAUGUGAAGACGUGUUGUUUCUCUUUAUUUACAGCCUGUGGUAGAGACAAAAGCUGAACAAGAAUGUGCAGGAUGUCACUUUUAAAGUGUGAUAUAAAACUCAUCAAACUCUCA
Molecule: messenger RNA, 1599 nt
Organism: Pleuronectes platessa (European plaice)
Lineage: Eukaryota; Metazoa; Chordata; Actinopteri; Pleuronectiformes; Pleuronectidae
Gene: snrnp35
Product: small nuclear ribonucleoprotein 35 (U11/U12)
Exons: 1
Coding region: 120-818 (232 amino acids)
Biological process (GO): mRNA splicing, via spliceosome
Cellular component (GO): U12-type spliceosomal complex; precatalytic spliceosome
Molecular function (GO): snRNA binding; mRNA binding
Source: RefSeq, a predicted model, not a curated record